This is a messenger RNA of Telopea speciosissima, 3366 nucleotides long. RefSeq names its product endoplasmin homolog. The transcript has 18 exons. The coding region runs from base 73 to 3186 and encodes 1037 amino acids. Gene Ontology annotation, cellular component: membrane. Gene Ontology annotation, molecular function: ATP hydrolysis activity; ATP-dependent protein folding chaperone; ATP binding. NCBI's taxonomy places the organism in Eukaryota, Viridiplantae, Streptophyta, Magnoliopsida, Proteales, Proteaceae. The record is from RefSeq and is a predicted model, not a curated record. Gene Ontology annotation, biological process: protein folding.
GUUGGAUUUCUUUUUCAUGCUCUGUUUCUCUGUUUGAUUGGUAGUUGGGUUUGUUGCUAAAGUAAGAAACGUAUGUUUUCCGCUGAGUCGCCGGCCAGAAAAUGGCUGGGAUUUGUUACGGCCGUUUGGGUGCAGUCCAUCUCCGGCAACAAUUACACCUUUUCGAAUUACUCUGCUGCUUUGAAAUCUCUCAUGGCUCUUACUCAGUUGCAACUCAAUAACCUUUCUGUCGCUAAAGAUGUAGGAAAGGCCUUUGGGAUCUUAGCUGGUUUGGCUUCGGAUCGUCUUCCUACUCCCCUCAUCCUUCUAAUCGGUUCUAUCGAAGGCCUCAUUGGAUAUGGAGUUCAGUGGCUCGUCGUUAGCCAGCGAAUUCGUCCCCUUCCUUACUGGCAGAUGUGUAUAUUUCUGUGCAUGGGAGGCAACAGCACGACAUGGAUGAACACGGCGAUACUGGUAACCUGUAUGCGAAACUUCCGGAAGAACAGAGGUCCAGUCUCCGGCAUUCUCAAAGGCUACGUGGGCCUCAGCACUGCGAUUUUCACUGACCUCUGCAGUGCCCUCUUCUCUGACAGCCCAUCCAGCUUCCUCCUUAUGCUGGCCAUCAUCCCUGCGGUCGUCUGUUUCACGGCGGUGCUCGUCCUUCGUGAGACCCCCCCCAACGCAGGGGCAGUCGCAGAGAAGGAAGAAACACAUGAUACUGAGUUGGGUGGCGAAGCCACUGGGAUUCGGGACUCGGGGAAGACAAUGAGGAACUGGACUAUCUCUUCUGCUCUACUUUUGUUACUUCUUCUCUCUCUCCUUCCGGAUCAAGGUCGUAACAUACAUGCCAAUGCGGAAGAGAGCGAAUCCGAAGAGCUUGUAGACCCCCCUAAGAUUGAAGAUAAGAUCGGUGCCGUUCCUAAUGGAUUAUCUACUGAUUCGGAUGUUGUUAAGAGGGAGGCGGAGUCAAUCUCAAAGAAAUCUCUUCGCAGCAAUGCUGAGAAAUUCGAGUUUCAAGCUGAGGUUUCUCGGCUCAUGGAUAUACUUAUCAACUCUCUUUAUAGCAAUAAAGACAUUUUCUUGAGGGAGCUAAUCUCCAAUGCUUCUGAUGCGUUGGAUAAGAUCAGGUUCCUUUCCCUCACAGAUAAGGAGAUUUUGGGUGAAGGUGAUAAUACAAAGCUUGAGAUCGAGAUUAAAUUAGACAAGGAAAAGAAAGUGAUUUCUAUUCGUGACAGAGGUAUAGGAAUGACAAAAGAGGAUCUCAUCAAAAACUUGGGAACCAUAGCAAAGUCUGGAACUUCAGCAUUCGUUGAGAAAAUGCAGACAAGCGGUGACCUCAAUCUCAUUGGACAGUUUGGAGUUGGGUUUUACUCUGUAUAUCUUGUUGCAGACUAUGUCGAAGUCAUUAGCAAACACAAUGAUGACAAACAGUAUAUUUGGGAGUCAAAGGCUGACGGGGCAUUUGCAAUCUCUGAAGAUGAAUAUAAUGAGCCAUUAGGACGUGGAACUGAGAUCAGAUUGCAUCUUAGAGAGGAAGCCCAGGAGUAUUUAGAGGAAGACAAACUAAAAGAAUUGGUGAAGAAAUACUCUGAAUUUAUUAACUUCCCUAUAUAUAUCUGGGCAAGCAAAGAAGUUGAUGUGGAGGUUCCUGCAGAUGAAGACUCUAGUGAAGAAGAGGAAACAACUGAAAGUAGCUCUUCAGAGGAAGAGGCAGAAGAGGAAGAUUCUGAGAAAAAGCCAAAGACUAAGACAGUGAAGGAAACAACUUAUGAGUGGGAGCUUUUGAAUGAUAUGAAGGCCGUUUGGUUACGGAAUCCAAAGGACGUUACAAAUGAGGAAUACACAAAAUUCUACCACUCUCUUGCUAAGGACUUCGGUGAUGAAAAACCCUUGGCAUGGAGUCACUUUAGUGCCGAAGGUGAUGUAGAGUUCAAGUCUAUUCUGUUUGUUCCUCCAAAGGCUCCUCAUGAUCUGUAUGAGAGCUACUAUAACUCCAACAAAGCCAACUUGAAGUUAUAUGUUAGACGUGUCUUCAUCUCGGAUGAAUUUGAUGAACUGCUUCCCAAGUACUUGAAUUUUUUGAAGGGUCUUGUUGAUUCUGACACCUUACCACUCAAUGUAUCACGAGAAAUGCUUCAACAGCACAACAGUCUUAAGACUAUCAAAAAGAAACUCAUUCGCAAAGCUCUUGAUAUGAUCCGUAAGAUUGCUGAAGAGGAUCCUGAUGAGGCUAAUGAUAAAGACAAUAAAGAAGCUGAAAAGUCCAGUGACAAUGAUGAGAAGAAAGGUCAGUACGCUAAGUUCUGGAAUGAGUUUGGAAAGUCCAUAAAGCUUGGUAUCGUUGAGGACGCUGCCAAUAGAAACCGCCUUGCAAAGCUUCUCAGAGUUGAAACUACGAAGUCUGGUGGCAAGCUAACAUCACUAGAUCAGUACAUCUCAAGAAUGAAACCUGGGCAGAAGGAUAUCUUUUAUAUAACAGGAACCAGUAAGGAACAAUUGGAGACAUCACCCUUCCUUGAGAGGCUCAAGAAGAAAAAUUAUGAGGUUAUUUUCUUCACUGAUCCGGUAGAUGAAUACCUAAUGCAAUAUCUGAUGGAUUAUGAAGACAAGAAAUUCCAGAAUGUGUCAAAGGAAGGGCUGAAACUCGGGAAGGAAUCGAAGGACAAGGAGGUCAAGGAAUCAUUCAAAGAGCUAACAAAAUGGUGGAAGGGUGCUCUUGCCAGUGAAAACGUUGAUGAUGUGAAGAUAAGCAACCGUCUGGAUAACAGCCCAUGUGUGGUUGUGACCUCCAAGUAUGGGUGGAGUGCAAACAUGGAAAGAAUUAUGCAAUCUCAGACUCUAUCUGAUGCCAAUAAGCAGGCAUAUAUGCGUGGCAAGAGGGUUCUUGAGAUUAACCCUAGGCACCCAAUCAUCAAGGAGCUUCGGGACAGGGUUGUCAAGGAACCUGAGGAUGAGAAUGUAAAGCAGACAGCAAGGCUUAUGUACCAAACGGCACUUAUGGAGAGUGGCUUCGUGCUUAAUGACCCUAAGGAUUUUGCAUCCAGUAUCUACAGCUCUGUCAAGAACAGCCUGAAGAUCAGUCCAGAUGCAGCAGUGGAAGAGGAAGAUGAUGCAGAGGAGGUUGAAACUGAAGUAAAGGGUGAUGAAGCCAGAACCACAGAGGAUGAUUCAGACACAGAAGAAUCUUUUAGCAAGGAUGAGUUGUAAAUUUAUGAGAGGUGACAUACUCGUAAUUAAGAUUUUCUGACUACCUAGUUUCUCAAGGAGAACCCUGAAACAUUGCAUCCUCCCUUUCUGAAAAAAAAGAAAGAAAUUGGAUAGGUUUGGAACUACUGUAAGAAUAGUCACUAGAAAUUUUGUCUUGUAGUGAGUAGAAAUUUGCAGAGA